AUGUCGAAAAAGAUAUCGACCAGUAGUAGAAACAACCCGCAACAUCCGCCGGCGGCAGAAAUCAUCGCGAGCAAUGUGGAUCUACUAACUGAGAUACUUUUACGGGUGCCAGUAAAACCCCUCGUGAAAUCCAAGUGUGUAUCCAAGCACUGGCUCUCUCUCAUCUCCGACUCCAACUUUGCUAUCAACCACACCCGCCGCAACCCCACUCCACUGGUCUCCGGCAUAUACUUACACUCCGUUUGGCGCCUUACAGAACCCUUAAAUGACCAUGUUUUACCAGUCUCCGUCUCCGGCCACCACCGCACUAGUCUCCCCACUCUCUCCUUUCUCGACGGUGUUUUACCAAGAUCUCAAACAAGUGCAAGUAUCUCUUCCAAUGGCUUAAUGUUGUUUUGCGAUAGAGAUAUGAGUUAUAUUGUUUGUAAUUUAACCACCCAAAAGUUCAUACAACUUCCCAAACCUAGUGGCAUUUUACCUGGAGGGUAUUCUCAUUAUCUUCCCUACUUGAUUUUCGAUCCUACGAAAUCACCAUGUUACAAGGUUGUGUUGGUCAAUAGUUCUAGUCAUUUUAAUGCUUCCCAAUUGGCUAUUUACACUUCCGAAUGUGCGUCUUGGAAGAACUCGAGUCUCUCACCAUCAAUUGAGACCUCCAUAUAUAGUGCCAUUUGGAAUGGAGCAAUUAUUUGGAUGAGAUGCAAGGAUUGGAGGGGGAAUUGCUCGAGGCACGAGCACACCUACUCUCGACUGGACGUGGAUACAGAGAAGCUGACAGUAACUCGAGUGCCUUCAGACCCUAGUCUUUCGAAACAUAUGCUUUAUUUCGGAGAAUGCGGUGGUCGUUUGCUUCGUAUUCAACUUCCUUCUCAUGCUGCUACGGAAUUUAGCAUUCUUGAGAUGGACAGAGAUGACUUCCGCUGGAUUGUCAAGGACCGGGUAGAUCUAAAGUCCUUAAUAUUGCCGAAUAGAAGUAGUUGCGUAAUUUCAGUGAUAAGCAUUGUGAAAGGAACAAUGGAAAAUGAUAUCGCAGUGGUGUUCUGCAACCGGGGCAAAGUCAUUUCCUGUAAUCUUGAGUGCAGGAGAAUGAAGGUGAUUUGUGAGUUGUGCCCUGGUGAGAUUGCAAGUUACGCACCAGGGGAACUUGACAAAAAUUAUCUUCAAUUCAUCGAAACUGUAAAAGGUGCUUGUUCAGCUCUAAUAUCUUUUGUCAUCACUGCGUAUGAUGGAUUCUCAUAUAACAUCUUUUGUCACUCGCCCUUAGAUGUUACUGUAGUGGUCGAUGACUCUGUACUGGAGCAUACACUAAUGUGGCUUUACACAUGA
Messenger RNA from Rhododendron vialii, 1323 nucleotides. RefSeq names its product F-box protein At5g07610-like. Gene Ontology annotation, molecular function: protein binding. Lineage: Eukaryota; Viridiplantae; Streptophyta; Magnoliopsida; Ericales; Ericaceae. The record is from RefSeq and is a predicted model, not a curated record. The transcript is spliced from 3 exons. The coding region runs from base 1 to 1323 and encodes 440 amino acids.